Messenger RNA from Miscanthus lutarioriparius, 903 nucleotides. NCBI's taxonomy places the organism in Eukaryota, Viridiplantae, Streptophyta, Magnoliopsida, Poales, Poaceae. The record is from the annotation of a GenBank genome assembly.
AUGGUUUUUUUCCCUUCCUACGUGGGGGAGUUGGGAUCUUUCAUCAAUCUGUCCGGGGGAUCCGCGUCUCCCGUCGACCUUUCCUUCCCCUUCCUCAAGAAGCUGCCUGGCAUCCACAACAUCUGGCUCAGGGCGUCCUGCAACGGGCUCCUCCUCUUUAGGCACAGCACCAGGCUUCGCGAGCUGGGCUAUAUUGUGUUCAACCCCGCCACAGAGCAGUGGGCGACCGUGCCCAGCCAGCGUACUCUGGCUGAUAGGCCUAUUCGAUUGAACCACACCUGUUUCGUGUUCAAUCCGGCUGUCUCCCCCUACUUCCAUUUAGUCAUCAUCAGCGCGCAGGAGGGGAGCCUUGCAACAGUGCAAUCCUACUCCUCAGAAACAGGGAUAUUUGAGGUGGAUGUGGAAGGGAAGACAAAAAGGAUCAUCCGAGCGCCAUCUUCUGUGGGUGGGCGGGUUCAUGGCUGCUUUCCGCUUUUCAUUGGUCAAUCCCAAGGGCGCCUAUAUUGCAUCAAUGAAGAACAUUGGGCAGGUGGUAUCCCAUCUGAACUGUCCAGUCGUGUUUAUAGAAGAGACUCCAAUGAUGAUUCUAAUCUACUGUCAAUCUGGGCUCUUGAGGACUAUGAUACGCAAAAGUGGGCCCUUAAGCACAGUGUGAGCUGUUCACGUCUGUUUGGAAUAUCAGGUUUUCUUGGUUACAAUGUGGUUGCCAUUCAUCCAGACAACAACAAUUUGGUGUUCAUUGUAUAUUGGAAACACCAGCUGAAAUCAUAUGGCUUGAACAGCAAGGAAGUGCGGACCGUCGGCACAUUUCAGGAAUCCUUGCAGUUUCCUCCUUAUGUUCCUUGCUUCUCAGACUUCUUAUCGGUGGCACAACAUGAAGAGAAGCUAGGGGUGGGCGAGUGA